UUUAGAGGACAAUUAUUCAAUCUGUCUCCAAAGAUGAUCCAUCAUUUAAUGGCAAUGCAUACAUUUCAUUGGCUGUUAUCUACACAUUUUUUGCUCUUGGAAACUGGCUUUCCCCCUCAUUGAUUGCUUCAAUUGGACCCAAAAUGUCAAUGGUCAUUGGAAGCUUUACUUAUUUGUUAUUUAUAGCUUCAUUUUUUAAACCGAUGACAUGGCUACUUUACUUUGCUUCUGUUGUAAUGGGACUAGGGGCUUCCAUUAUUUGGACAGGCCAGGGAAACUAUCUCACUCUGAAUUCUGACGAUACUACAAUUUCUAGAAAUUCUGGAGUAUUUUGGGCUUUGCUACAAUGCAGUAUGCUGUUCGGCAACUUCUUUGUAUAUAUGGCAUUCAAUGAGCCAGUAAUUGAACAUAAAACAAGAUUGCUCGUUACCAUUGUUUUAUCAGCUCUUUGUGGUAUAGGUUGCAUUUUUAUGUUACUUCUGCGACCAGCAAUAUCAGCCUCUGGAAUUGUAGUACCCCAAAGAAAUUCAGGGCCUAUUCAAGCUUUUGUUGAAGCUGUUUCUCUAAUGAGACAGAAAGAAAUGGCUCUACUAUGCAUCACAUUUUUCUAUACAGGAUUGGAACUUUCUUUCUUUAGUGGUGUCUAUGGUUCAUGUAUUGGAGCAACACUAAAUAUUAGUGACAAUCCAAAACAGUUAGUUGGCCUCUCUGGUAUACUGAUUGGAAUUGGAGAAAUUGCAGGAGGUCUUUUGUUUGGAUUACUCAGUUCUAAAACAGCCAAGUUUGGUAGGGAUCCUAUAGUUCUUCUGGGAUUCAUCGUUCACAUUGCCACUUACUUUUGUAUUUUUCUAAACUUACCUGACUCUUCUCCUUUGCAAGAUACCACUGACAAUGCUAUCAUUAGAAGCAAUGGUUACUUAGCGAUUGCAUGUAGCUUUCUUCUGGGUUUUGGAGAUAGCUGUUUCAACACUCAAAUUUAUGCUGCUAUUGGGACAAUAUUUUCUGAUGAAAGUGCCCCAGCUUUUGCAGUAUUUAAAUUUAUUCAGGUAAUAUAUUACAAAUUAGUGUUGGACCUUAGCCUCCUCAAUGAGUCCACCAGGUCAGCCUAUCCUGGGCUGUCUCUCACCAGUUGCUGGUGUCCAGCGCCCCUCAAUUCUCCAUUUUCCCAUAUUAAUGGAGGACUGCCUAUUCCUCUGGUCCCGUACACUCCCCAAAGUGAUGUUGGGGGAAGAAUUGAAAGCAUAGCUGCUGCUGCGGCCUUUUUCUACAGUAAUGCUUUAGGACUUUAUAUUCAACUUGGAAUAUUAAUUGCAACUGCUGUUUUGGGUACUGUAACAUUUUGUUUGACUGAGAGGAUAGUAAGGAGAAAAGAUAGCAGCUCGGACUCAGACAGUGAGAGCAAAUAAUUGUCUUCCUCACCUGCUUGGAUAUGCCCUUCUUUACUAUUCUUCUAUUGUUUAUUUUCUAAUUUUAUUUUCUUAUUGACACAUUCCUAAUUAUUUCUAGAAAUGGCUAUAUUUUAGUUUGAUUUCUUAGCUGUAUCAAAAUGUGUGGUAGCAUUUAUGAUAAGGUGUUGAAAUUUAUUGUGAUGUUUAGUUCCUUGAUUUGGCUUCCUAUAGAAUGAUUAUGUAGACUUAGUACUAAAUAAUUUAAAAUAACUAGUAAGCUCAAAGCAAAUUUUCAUUUCAACACUUUUUUUUUUUUAAAUUGGAAAGGAUUUGAUGAAAAUAACUGUUCACUUAAAAAAUUGAAUUCCUAUUUUUUAUUCAACCAAUAAGUGGGCCUUAAGUCCUGUAUUUAUUUUUAACAGUAAUGUAUAGAUUUAAAUUUUAUCUUUAAAUACUAAAUUAUACCUGAACUCUUAAUUAAAAUAGGCCAUCCUAAUCUGUGCCUUCAUUAAUUGCCAGUGAGGCUGUUUUGUAAUAUUGAGGUUCAAUGUAAACUUCAGAUCUAGAAGAUUGAAAUGGAAGUUGUGAAUAAUUAAUUAUAUAUGACUGGUCAGCAUAAUAAUGAUCAUUUAGAAACUAAUUACUGGUCAUGGAUUCUUAAUUACUUAUCUCGUAUCAAUCACUUAAAUUUAAAAUUAACCCCGUAAUGUAAAUUGUUAGGCACUGUUUACAUCGGCAAUAAAAAUUGCAGAUUACUGAUAACAAUAAAUUCCUUCAGGGCAAUAGUGCCUGCCAUAUGUCGGUCAGAAUGUUUGUUAAUAUUGCUGAGCAAUAUAUAAGACGAUAGAUUUUCAGAAAGAAGUAUUCAAAAUGGCCAUAUACACUUUCCUCUGUGGUGUAUUUGAAAAUGGGUAAACAAGAAUUCCUCUUGACGCAAUUCUCUAUAAAAAACUGAGGAAAAAAGAGAAAUUGGUCUGUUGUGAUUUGGUACUAAAUAGCUAGCUCAUCCAGAAUUUCAAGAUAGGAUUUUAAAUAUUUUGUAAAUAAGAUUAGGCCUAGAAUCGGCAAGAUUAAUACCAAAAUGAGAAACUGUAGUAUAUUGUAGCAAUUCCAACCAGGUUGAUGACCAGCCUUCGAUUUCUGGAUAUCAGUGACUCUUGCAAGAGUUUUAUUUACUUUAAAAUAUAAUUUUCAUCAAUAUGACUUUUGAUACAAGAAGUUUGGAACCCUAUGGUACAAGUACUAAAGGAAAUCAUUAAGAUGGAUUUAAAAACAUAUUAAAAUAAAAUGAUCUAAAUUUAAUAUAAUUAAUUAAUUAGUUAAAUAAAUUGUGAACAAUUCCUUUUAUUUUUGUUUUACUUUAUUCUUUUACAUCUUCAACAUUUCAGAAUUGUUUCCUUCUCUUCAGAAAUACACUUAUUAUGCACAAUUCCUAUCAGUUGAUGUAUCCAUUAUUAACUAUUUCACUCAUUUAUUGCUAUUGCAUCCAUAAAAAUUAUUUUGUCAUAUUUAAAAAAAAAACGUUUUUAUGAAUGCAUGACCUUUUAUAUAUUUUUAAUGAGAAGUAAAACAUUUAGUUGUGGACAUUCUAAUAAAUUGAAAAGUUCAUAAUAAGUGUAUUACUUAAAUUUUAAAAUAAAAGGAAGUGUGGACAAUGUUUCACACAUCACAAAUACUCCACAAAAUCCACUAGCCCUAUCACUUUCCUUCGCCCUUUUACACGUAAAAUAUAAACAACACUUUAAGGAAAUGUAUUUUAAGACAAUGUUCCCAUUUAUAAAAUUACUUAUUAAUGGCAUAUUUGUUUUCAAUUAUGAAUAUUAAUCUUUUUUUCUUUCCAAUGCCUUUUAUUAUAUUCUUAUGGAAUUGGAUGUCUGAAUUCCAAAGAAUUAUAUUGUUAAUAUAUUAUUAAUCAACUCUUUAGUAACUGAAAUAUCUGUUUGACAGGGAUCCAAUUAUUAUCUUAGCUGACCAUUCUAUUCUACAGAAAUACUAAAUUUAAUGGAAUCAAUAGAAAAUUAAUUUUUCAAACAUUGUUUAUUCUACAUUUCUCAGGUACUAUAGGAAGGCAAAAGCAUGAAAAAUCAACUUCACACUUGGAAAAAUAAAAUGAAGUAGAUUUGAAUAUAGAAUCGGCAUUUAGCAAACCUUUUUUUAUUUGUUUUACUUUUUGGCAAAUAAAUUCAUUGCAUGGUUUUGAUUUUUUUUUUGCUAUUGAGCCUGGAAUGAUUUUGCAACAAUAUCUUUUUAAACUUCUUAUUUACCUUGUUUUAUUGUGAUUGAACAUGAUAUCAUAUUCAUUCUUGUGUUAAGCAUGAAACAAGCCUUUCUUGAUUAUUUUUUUAACCUUUUUUAAAAUGUUUUAGCUCUUAACUUAUUUCAAUGAAUAACUUUUGCUUUUGCAUGAUCAUUCUUGUAAUUAGUUUUCUUGCAUAAUUAUUAUUUUACAUGUUAUGUUUUUGAGAAUAUAUUUACUAUUUGUAUUUCAGUUAAUCAAAAUUUAAAUAAAAACAAUUUUCCAAUAUUUUUAAAGAUUGAUUGUUGAAUUGGGUUUUGAUGCAAUGAUGGUCUUAUAUUGAAUAUUGUUUUUGCCUGAGUAGCUGUUUUAUAUGUAUAAAAAUUAUUUAAAACUGUUUUUAAUGUUUCCCAUAAAAUAUAUCAUCUUAAAAAUCUCACAGUUCAGUAAUUUCAAUUGACAUUUUAACUAAUGAGAAAAAUGACCAAUCCAUAGUACUAAAUUUUGAGAAAACUAUAAUUUAUAUUUAUUGAUUCGUUGGAGUGCAAGAUUAAAAGAGAGAGAAAGAAAAAUCCUUUUUUGGAAGAUUAUGUUGAUAAUUAAGUGAAAAUCAGAUUUGAAUUAAAUUUAACAGCACAAUAAUAUUUUUUUUUCGAUAUUGAACUGAUGCCAAAUUGUCAGAAAAUAAUUAAUAAUUAUUGAAAGUACAAUAAUUAUUUUUAAAAUAUUAUUUGAUAAUAUUGAGUUAGAAUAAUAAAUACAUCAACAAAUAAUUUUCAUAAAAAGAUACUGAAUAGAAAAUGUUUUUUUAUUUUUCUUCCAUAAACUUGAUAUAAAAUGAGUUGUAACUAUGUAAAUAACUCUGAUUCAUUCUUUGGUAGUUAUGGAGUGAUUUUGUUUAAUGAGUAAUGUAUAUUACUUUUCAUUUGUAUAAAUAUUAUUUUUUAAUAGUUGACUUAUAAACCUAUUAAUUCAUAGUUGGAUAACUGUUAUUCUAGCUCAUAUGUUUUAUUAUUCGUAUGUAUCUUGUAUUUUUUGUUAUGUAUUUUAUUACAUCAAAUAAUAAUUGUUAUUCUAAUUAUGACUAACAUAUAAUAUUGAAAGAUCUGCUGAUAUUCGUUAUCAAUUGUUUUUGUUUAGAAAAAUUAUAGUUCUAUUAUUCAUUAUUUUGAACAUUAUUAAUCAUAGUGUAUUAAUUCUUAUUUUGAUAAAACCCGACCUCAUAAAACUAUUGUUAUAUAAAAUAAGUCAUGUUAAUUGCUAAGAAACAUUUAAGUAUUGAAUACUUAGAAUAAUAUUGUCAAUAUAAUAGUUAAAAAUACAUGAUAAAAUCGUAAAAAUAAAAACUAAUUGGUUAAAACAAAACAGUUAACUUUAUGCUGAUGUUUAAUGAUUUCUGAGCAAAAAAUUGCACUCUUUAACCUGCAGUUUGAAAAAUUGUUUACUUGCAUACAUCCAGAAAAAAAGAGACACAACUCUAAAAGUAUUAAUGUUUUUCCUGUAACUCAGCUGUUUGUCAGUCCAAGUUUUUGGUAUGUGUCCUUUUUAUUCUGAAUUAUUAUAUGUCUACUGUAUAAUAAUAGUAUAUUACUUUUACAUUAUUUUAGAACUAAUUAUAUUUUUGUUUUUGUUUUUUAUUGACAUCUUUUCUAGGAAUCGUAGAAAAUGAAGAAAUAAAUGAAGAUUUGCCACCAUAAAUGAAAGCAUAUGUAUCAAUAAUAUUUGUUGAGAGAAACAAGCUGUUUUUAUUUUUUUAAUAAGUUAAUAAUAAGAAUACAUGGGGUAUCUAAUGAUAUCAUUAGGAGCGUUACAUUGAUACAUUUUUUUUUUAUUAUGGAAAGGUUUUCAGAAACAUUAGCUUUUCAGGAACAUAGGAAUAGAAGAACAUCAUUUAAAGGGAAAAAUAUGACUAAUUUCUUAUUUUCAAAAAUAUAUUUAGGUUAAUUUUACUUACUUGUUGUUUUACAAUAUUGUUGAUCCAAAAUGUUUUUUUUAAUGUCUAUUUUCUUAAGUGUGCAGAAAAUUUCUCAUAUUUUCUCACUAAAAUUGUUUAUUUCAGUUAAAGGUAUAUAGGAUAUAUUACUAUAAGGUAAUCCUAGUCAUAUAACAUAAUAAGUUCGUCUCUGAUUGAAUAACAGUAGUUUGCAAAGCAAGUGCAAUAAAGUUAAUAAGACUAUUUUUUAAGGGUAAACAGUUUUUAUUGUUUAACAAUGUGGAUAUGUAGUUGAAUCAGAGGUCUUUUUAACAAAAUAGUUUCAUAUUUGCUGAAUAUACAGGUUUUUAACCAUUUGUUCAAGAAAAGUAUUUAUAGUUGCACUUUAAUCAAGCUUUUAUUUGAAGCCAGCUGGUGUUAUGAUCCAUUAAUUUAAUGGUUCCAUCUCCUUGGAUAUUGGAUUCUAGAUUGAAUAUUAGGAUCACAUAUAUGGUUUGAAAACCUGAUCUAAAAAUGUAAUCAAAAUUAAAAAUUAUUAAUUCUUCAGAAAUAUUUUUGUAUUUACAUCAAUAGUGUUGAAAUGUCUUAGUAAAGUUGAGUCAGUGACUAGUUAAUUGAAAGUCACUUAUAUAGCGUAUGUCUUAUCUGGAUCAUUAAAGUCAUGAUUUGUGCUAUAGUAUAUGGUUUUUAUAUGUAAACAUAAAUUUUAAUUAUGAAAUUAAUUCCUUUGUUUGACAUUAAUUCUUGUAUAUAAUGCAUUUUAUAAGCCAUCCGAAUUAUGCUCAAUGAGAAAUCUAGAUGAUUAUUAAAAAUGAAUAUUUUGUAAAAUAUCAAUUAUAAAUUUGUAUGAUAUGUAUUCAAUAUACAUAUAAUAUAUGUAUGUAUGUUGUGUGUAUAUAUAUUAUUUUAAUUGUAAGAUAUGUAAAUAAAAUUUUGUUUUAUUUUUCUUCUA
This is a messenger RNA of Nezara viridula (southern green stink bug), 6509 nucleotides long. The record is from the annotation of a GenBank genome assembly. Lineage: Eukaryota; Metazoa; Arthropoda; Insecta; Hemiptera; Pentatomidae.